UGGCAAACGGGUUGUGGGAGGGAAUUGGUUGUGUCGUGAGAGGAGAACAGUCUUUGCUAAAUUUGCAGAUUUAUUUUCAAUUUGUUGCUGCGAAAAAGCUACCCGGUAUUGGAAGAAAAUCGUAGCGUAUAGUUGGUUCGAAGGAGGGGCAAUAUUUGGUAGUUGACUGAACGGCCUUGGCUCCGCGUUCGACUGAAUGGAGAAACAGCUGCAUUUGAAUUUGUUAGCCUCCAGACCUCCAGUGCCAGGAGGUUUGCAGUCAGGGUCUAAAAUGAGAAUGGGGUGAGUUCAUAGUCAGUAACGUUAGUUGAGGUGGUUGGCGAGGUUAUCUCUGAUAGUUGUCUGGCUCUAGUAGCUAAGCACUGCAACUGGAGAAUGCGUAGCUAACUAACAUGAGGCAACAACAGUCUCUUUCUAUGUUUAACUGUGGUAGAGCUAACGUUAGCUAGCUAAGUUCACAACAUUGCUAGCAAGCUAAAUGGGUAACGUUAGCAAGCUAGCUAAAGUAACAGUUCAAUAUAUCUGACAAUUGACAUUGGUUACUGAAACUAGUGAGGCGUUUCAAUUAUAUUAUCUUGUCGUGAACAAUGCUCUUAUUCUCGUGUUGUUCCAUUCAAGUGCGACAGCCAGCUGGUAGUGACAGGUCAGAAGGCUAUCAUCAUCAGUAACUUGAGUCCCAGUCAAGUGACCGUUAUGAAAGCAGUUGCUAAAUGUGCUAGCUACGACUCUUUUAUGGGUUAUGCUGCCUCCAUAUACUUAAAUAUUGUUAUUUGAGUGUAUACUGGGCUUGAGCUAGGGGAUAAUGUAGGACUGACUACACUGUUUGUUUAAAAUGAUAUUUCUGUUUCUUAUACUCCACCUGACACAGACCUGGACGGAAGAGAGACUUCACCCCUUUGUCCUGGAGUCAAUACUUUGAAACGAUGGAAGAUGUAGAAGUGGAAAACGAUAAUGGCAAAGAUAUAUCCUUUACUGCGAAGCCCAUAAACUUGCUACUGUACUUCUACACAUUGAAUAUAACCAUGAAUGAUGUAUCUUAUUUUUGAAACACUGAAGAGAAGGCCUUUCAUACAGUGUGUAAAUCCUGAUCCAGUGCAUCAUAAGCAUAUAUCUUCAUUGUGAAUGUGUCUCAGGGUUUCCGUUAGGAAAAUGUUGGGUGUGUAAGAGACAAUUUAUGCUUGAUCUGAAAAUGUGGUCGGAGUCCGUAUGGAGGGUGUGUCGCAGUUGCGGAGCCUCAGAAGUCAUGCAGAGGCCAAAUUGAACUAUGUACUGCAUCACCAUGCAAUGCGGUGGGCUCCAUGUCCAUAUAGCUCUGCAUUGACAUGAUUGGUUGACAGUAGGUGGGGGCAGGAGGUCCUGUAUAAACACAAACUCACUUCCUUGACUACAGCUCAGCACUUCUCCGCGAAGAGCAAGAAGUAUGAAUGCCCUGCCUUCUGCAGAGGCCGUAUCGCCGUAAAUGCUGCACGGCCAAUGCAGACGGCGGAUUGACCAUGCAGUGCCUUUAAGAACCCAUUAGGGCGUCCACCCACGGUGCUCAGAAUGACAAAUCACAUUUGGAUUAUGGUAAUUCAUUUUAACAGAACAUGCAACUCCUGUGAUGAAGCAGCCAAUAAAACGUCAUUUUCAAACAAUUGCCAAAAUGCAAUUAGCAGGAAAACACCAUUCUAAACAGCGCACCUGAUAGCUGUUCCAUAUGUUAGAAACUUAGAAAGAGGGUUCAUCUAAAGAUGCAACAACUAGGAUGGGUUGCUAAUAUGACUAGGGUGGUGCCGUUGGCUCCUGGACAACAAUAGAAGUUGAGAUGAAAACCAAUAGAACAGGAGAGAAAUGGCAUAGCGGUGGAUCCAAUAGGGAAGUAAAUGGAUAUAUGACUUGGCCACAGCGAAAUCGAGGAUCAUUAACUUAUUUUAAAAAAUAAAUAGCUGUGGAUUGUUUUAAAUCACAAGCUCGUAGACCUGUGCCUAUUUAGGGAUGGCCGCAAUUUGGGCAGCGCCGGUGGCAAUAGGCCUAGCUGAUUAUUGAGUUGCGGCUGACAGUGAAUAGCAUCUUAAAAAUGUGUGAAGAUAAUGUGCCUUGAGCAGUGGCGAUUUUGGCAUGAAAAUCUUGGUGGGGCAAACUCAUCUUUUUUAUUCUUUUUUAUGCAUGCAAGCAAAGCCACAACACAACACCAAACAAUACAUGAAUUGCACUAUAACGUUGACAAACGGUGCCCACAAACUGUUAGGGCCUACAUAAAGCUGUCCCAACAGCAGAGCUUUCUUUUCAGCACCAUGGAGUGAAUCCUUACCAACGCUAGACCUGGCUAUCAGCAGAGCCUUGUCUGGAAGCGAAACCGUUAAUUUAGCCUCAUUUACUGCCUUUUUAAAAACCAUAGCUGAUAUGGCUGACUUGCUUAAACAAAUGUGGUUACUACUGACAAUUGAGAUCUACAAACUAUGGCUUAAGGGAAUGAUGAGCGGAUAAGAGACAAUCCGUAAUUUCUAUUAGGACAUUAAUGAGUGAGUAAGACGGAUGUAGUCAAUAUAACUAUUUGUUAUUACGACAGACUUCAGAACCUGGGCCGUUCUUUCAGUUUUCUCCCUGUACACCAAGUCAGAACCGUGGGAUAAAUAACGGGGGCAUAUAAGCAGAUAAUGAAUGCUCUUACAAUAUUCGAUGAUGACAUUUCUCUAAAAUAGGCUAUAGGCUACAUGUGCACCACCAAGUCAGAAUAGUAGGCUACGUUCUGAGGGUGAAAGGGACCAAAUUAUUAUGGUGAGGCACAUGGGCUACUAACAGCUUACUACACAACAUACACUUAGUAUUACUUUCUUAGCUACAGUAUACGUAUCUCCCUGGCAUAUUACAUCAUUUAUGCGGCAGCAUACAAGACAUUUCUCGACUCACCGUUGUGCUGUGCUCACUUGAACAGGAAGGUGGCGCGGUUGUCCAUCUGGUGGGCAAAUUUUGUCAUGAAACUUUGUCAUCAAAGUCUUGCAUUCUCUGGAUUUAUGGUGCUCAAGACAACUGGGAACUCUGAGAAAAACAAGGUCAAAUCAUGUCAGUGAUCUUCGGGUCGGAGCUUUAGAAAGAGGCCAGAGUUCCCGACUUGGAAUUCCAAGUUUGAUGACUGUUCAAAAUGUAUUUUCCCAGUCAGAGCUCGUUUUUUUACGAGUUCCCAGUUGUCUUGAACUCACUGAAGUCUGAGAUUUCCCAGUUCCGAGUUUCCAGUUGUUUUGAACGCGGCAGAAGUCAUGCUGGAUUGACAGCAUGGCCAAUGUAUUCAAUAUUUUCUGGCCCAUGGUGUUGCGUGUGAAUCUUUAUCCUUUUAGGCUUGGAAAAGACACCCUUAAACCCAGACUUGGACCACACAUCCUCUCCACCGAAUAGCAGGCAGGGGAAGCAAAAUAGUGAUUGCUUUGCAACGCUUGCAGUUAGCCACUGAUUCCUUCCAAACCACUCAUUGUUGAAUUUGCGAUUUCCGACUUGUUGUUUAAUGUUUAUGUCCAAUGGCCGAUGAGCACCGAUACGUUUUAUCUAUAAUUUCUCUUCAUAUGACAAGGAUUGAAAAGGAUUUGCCAGUAGAUUGUCGACGUGAUUCAUGAUGAUGACGGCUUGCUAGCUAAGAUUUUGAAAGUAUGAUGUUGACAUGAUCAGUCCAAUCAAAGCUAUGGUAGAUGCAGUGCAUUCAGAAAUUAUUCAGACACCUUCACCUUUUUCCACAUUUGUUACGUUAGCCUUAUUCUGAAAUUGAUUAAAUCGUUUUUUUCCCCUCAUCAAUCUACACACAAUACCCCAAAAUGACAAAGCAAAAACUAUUUUAGGAUUUUUUUUUUGCACAUUUAUUUAAAAUAAAAAAUUGAUCAAAUUUACAUAAGUAUUCAGACCUUUUACUCAGUUCUUUGUAGAAGCACCUUUUGCAGCGAUUACAGCCUCAAGUCUUCUUGGGUAUGACGCUACAAGCUUGGCACACCUGUAUUUAGGGAGUUUCUCCAUAAAAAAUACUGCAGAUCCUCUCAAGCUCUGUCAGGUUGGAUUGGGAGCGUUGCAGGACAGCUAUUUUAAGGUCUCUCCAGAGGUGUUCGAUCGGGUUCAAGUCCGGGCUCUGGCUGGGCCACUCAAGGACAUUCAGAGACGUAUCCCGAAGCCACUCCUGCGUUGUCUUGGCUGUGUGCUUAGGGUCAUUGUCCUGUUGGAAGGUGAACCUUCGUCCCAGUUUGAGGUCCUGAGCAUUCUGGAGCAGGUUUUCAUCAAGGAUCUCUCUGUACUUUACUCCGUUAAUCUUUCCCUCGAUCCUGACUAGUCUCCCAGUCCCUGCCGCUGAAAAACAUCCCAACAGCAUGAUGCUGCCACCACCAUGCUUCACCGUAGGGAUGGUGCCUGGUUUCCUCCAGACGUGACGCUUGGCAUUCAGGCCAAAGAGUUCAAUCUUGGUUUCAUCAGACCAGAGAAUCUUGUUUCUCAUGGUCUGAGAUUCUUUAGGUGCAUUUUGGCAAACUCCAAGCGGACUGUCAUGUGCCUUUUACUGAGUAGUGGCUUCCGUCUGGCCACUCUACCAUAAAGGCCUGAUUGGUGGAGUGCUGCAGAGAUGGUUGUCCUUCUGGAAGGUUCUCCCAUCUCCACAGAGGAACUCUGGAGCUCUGUCAGAGUGACAAUCAGGUUCUUGGUCACCUACCUGACCAAGGCCCUUCUCCCCCGAUUGCUCAGGAAGAGUCUUGGUGGCCAAGAACGAUUGAGGCCACUGUGUUCUUGGGGACCUUCAAUGCUGCAGAAUUUUUUUGGUUCCCUUCCCCAGAUCUGUGCCUCGACACAAUCCUGGCUUGGAACUCUACAGACAAUUCCUUCGACCUCAUGGCUUGGUUUUUGCUCUGACAUGCACUGUCAACUGUGGGACCUUUUAUAUAGACAGGUGUGUGUGUGCCUUUCCAAAUAAUGUCCAAUCAAUUGAAUUGACCACAGGUGGACUCCAAUGAAGUUGUAGAAACAUCUCAAGGAUGAUCAAUGGAAACAAGAUGCACCUGAGCUCAAUUUCGAGUCUCAUUAUUUUUUUUAAAUUAGCAAACAUUUUUCAAUCUGUUUUUCGCUUUGCCGUUAUGGGGUAGUGUGUGUAGAUUGAUGAGAAAAAAUUAUUUAAGCAAUUUUAUAAUAAGGCUGUAAUGUAACAAAAUGUGGAAAUAGUGAAGGUCUGAAUACUUUCUGAAUGCACUUUAUAACGUGAUUUGACAUAAUUGUAUCUGUAAAUCUAUGGCAGCACCCAAGGGGGCUUGAACUUUCUAGCUCUCCCUGUAGAUUUUGCAGUGGGGUGGGGCUCGAAACAGGCGGGGCUCUGCCCCACCUGGCCUGAAUGACGUGUUGCUAUUGGACUUGAGUAUAAUUUUAAAUGUUGAGACAAGAAGGGGAGGGGUGUGGCGAAGAUAUAGGCGAGUAAUUCUCUAGAAUAGCUCAGCUGUCUCCUGCUAAUUCUUGCGCAUUUAUUUUGUGAAUUGUAUGCCUUUUUGAUUAAUUCCCCAUUACAUAUGUCACCAGUAGUAAAUGUACCAUUAAUCCCUAUCAUUUGGUUACAUUAAUUUAUGUUGAUGUAUUAAUUACAGUGUGGGCGGCAGGUAGCUUAGUGGUUAAGAGCGUUGUGCCAGUAAGCGAAAGGUCGCUGGUUCUAAUCCCAGAGCCGACUAGGUGAAAAAUCUGUUGAUGUGCCCUUGAGCAAGGCACUUAACCCUAAUUGCUCCUGUAAGUCGCUCUGGAUAAGAUCUUCUGCUAAAUUACUAAAAUGUAAAUGUAAUUUUUUUUUAAAUAUAGCGUUUUCAUUUUCGUAGAGUGGAAACUUUUGCAAAGUUCACAACCCUCUACACUUGUGAGAAACAAGUUUUGGUUUAUUUCAUAACCAUAAUUUACAAGAUUUGUCAAUAUUUCAUUGUCUUUUCUUUGGAGUGCUCCAUAUGAGCAUGUGUCUGAUUUCUCUGUCCUGAUAAUGUUGAGGGAGCUGGCGCGCCUGAGCACGCAUAGAUGUGGGAAAUGUAGGAAAGUGAUUUUUUUUAUUUUUUUUACAUCCACUGCUAAUGGUAAUAUAUUAAAACUAUAGUUCCUCACAGUAAGCUAUUUUAAAAAUCUUUCCAACAAUCUCCCCCUCUAAUCACCAAUCCUCAGUGUGAAAUAGCAAUGUAAGUUAUAGGCCAACUGCUGCAUUGGCCUAUAUGCUAUGAGUUCCAUGCGCUCAUUUCUUUAGCUGCAGAAUGGAUCACGGUGUAUCAAUGUGUCCAUAUGGCAGAGGCUGGUGAUCUCGCAUUAGUUGACUUAACUUUUAGAUUUGUAUAAUUUUAAUUCAGAUUUUUAUGAUUAACCACGUGACAAUGAUUUUGAGAAAGAAAAUGCGCUAAUGAAAAUCAUAAUUGCCACGCAGAAUGGUACAAAUGGUAGGCUAAAUUGUAAGCUUCCCCAAACUUGAAACUCACGCGCCGCCUAUGAAGUCUUUAUAAAAUACUUGCCUCCAUGUUUCCAUGGUUGGAUUUUGCCUAUAGGCUACUUUGAAGCAAGCUAAGACAUUCCUCAUAAUAUGAAAUAAAACAUUCAGGUUUCAAACAAUUAAAUAUGUUUUGUUUUCAAAAUGCAUACUGUCUCCAGCUCACAUUGUAAAGUGGUGGGUGACGCGCUGAUAGACUGUUUCCUGCAGUUGAAUGGUGAAUGGGAGGCGCGCUUCAAUUACCAGAAAUAAAAAUGGUAGCUAUUUUUAAUCAUGCACCAAAACUGUUCUUAACAGGCAAUUGCAUUUAGAAUUGUUAUGCAAUGAAUGGGCUGAGGAGCAGCAGAAGAAAUCCCCCUCAAAAUAGGUUCUGUAUGUUGUGGACAUAGUUUUGAUAGUUGUUGGAUAAAUAAGAUACAUGAUGACUAACGAAAAUACACAGGCCAAUUUUAAUUCCACUAAAUUAUGCAAAUUAUCCUAUAGACCGAUAAGCAUGAGGGUCAACUGUAUUUACAUCAACUGGUAUUUCCAUCAAUGAAUAUAAAGCAUUAUUUUGCAAUGGGAUUUUUUCUCUCUCCUGGCAACAGUUUUAUUUAUUGUCUCUUCAUUCUUUUAUCGGCCAACAGCCAGCAAUUGCCAGCUAACAGAAACUGUGUCUGUAGUCUAUAUUCCUUGACUGCUCUGCACACGUUCAGAAUCUAUAGCAGCGGCCAGCAUGGUCCUGUGCUGCUCCUGCUUCAUGGAGGAGGCCACUCUGCUCUCUCCUGGGCUGUGUUCACUGUGAGUAAUACUAUCAAAUACCAGAAAGAGCACCCAUCCUGUUUUAGGUACACACCAGUGGCAGUCAGUGCCGUUUUAAGAUGAGGGAGGACAAUUUGUUUUUGAUGAGCAUGGUCUUAUUUCUAUUACACCAUAUUGGAUGACACUCAUUCAUAUUCCAUUCACCCAGUUCAAUGUAACAGCGAUAGGUUUAGGCUACUACAUGAUACACACAUUUUCCCUAUACCCAUCAGCGUGAUGAAUACACCCCUGAUCAUACGUAAACAGAGUUCACUCUCAUAACAGCCACGUUGUAGUCCUUCUCUUCCCUUCGCUUGUGGACUUCAAUGCACAACAAAUCAGCUGUAUGUGACCAGGCAAAAAAACCUUUCCACGCCAAACCUCUACAAACAGCCUACAUCGUUGUCACAAUAUAAGCUAAAGAAAGGUCAUAGUCAGCAUAGCUAAUAGAACUAAUGCAUUAGUAAACCCGCUACAAUCAUGCAGUAACAUUUACAUUUACAUUUUUACAUUUAUGUCAUUUAGCAGACGCUCUUAUCCAGAGCGACUUACAGUUACUGAAUACAUAUUUUUUUUAUACUGGCCCCCCGUGGGAAUCGAACCCACAACCCUGGCGUUGCAAACGCCAUGCUCUUUCAACUGAGCUACAUCCCUGCCGGCCAUUCCCUCCCCUACCCUGGACGACGCUGGGCCAAUUGUGCGCCGCCCAUGAGUCUCCCGGUCACGGCCGGCUGCGACAGAGCCUGGAUUCGAACCAGGAUCUAGUGGCACAGUUAGCACUGCGAUGCAGUGCCUUAGACCACUGCGCCACUCAGGAGACAACUAACGUUAGUGUACAGUCAGUAAGCAGUUACACCGGUGGGCCCGGUGGCAAUAAAUUAGUAAUACCAAAAGCUUACCUUGACUUGGAAGAGGUUCCAGUGUUGUGUUGGAAAGUCAUAGCCAGCUAGCUAACAUAGCAUCCCUCUGUUUGAGCCAGGAGUUUGAAUAGGCUAAACUAGCUAGCUGCAUUUGAUGGUAAGUAAGUGAAACUGAAAAAUAAUGACAAUCUCUCUGUCUAUUUCUCUCUUGCUUCUCCUUAAUUUUGGAAGAAAUUAAUUUGUUAAAAACUGUUCAACUAUUGUCUUUCUCUCUCUUUGAGUCAACUACUCACCACAUUUUAUACACUGCAGUUCUAGCUAGCUGUAGCUUAUGCUUUCAGUACUAGAUUCAUUCUCUGAUCCUUUGAUUGGGUGGACGUGAGCCUCCUAGGUUUUGUAUUGAAGUCAAUGUACCCAGAGGAGGACGGAAGCCAGCUGUCCUCCGGCUACAUCAUGGUGCUACCCUACAGAGUGCUGUUGAGGCUACUGUAGACCUUUGCAAAAUGGUGUGUUUUAAUUAGUUAUUUGAUGACGUGAUUUAUUAAUUAUAUUUACUAUAGUUUUAUCUAAAAAGGAUAACUUUCUUUCAUGUUUUACCGUUUUAAUUUUUAUGAAAUUCACUGAGGAGGAUGGUCUUCCCUUUCCUCCUCUGAGGAGACUCCACUGGUACACACAAUACCAUCACAACAUGUCUUGCAUUUAAGGUUGUGUUAAGUGACUGUUGAAGGUGGAGCAGUAUGUUUGUGAGCCUGCCUUAUAACACAGAUUGACAUUCAGGCCAGAGUUAACAGUUUAAACAAAGUGGGUUUGUGUUUGCAGGAGGUGAUAUAUAGCAGAAUUAACUGCAGGGUGGUGGCUAUGGACCUCAGGGCCCAUGGUGAGUGGCUAACUCUUCCUCAUGAUAAAACACAUUUCAUCUGGUUACCUCAUAUUCAUAGUAUCAAUAGUAUUACUUUUUUUACUAUUUUCUGUCCCACACAGGUGACACCAAAGUAAAGAAUUCUGACGAUCUCUCAGCGGAAACAAUGGCCAAGUAAGUUGUUAGGUCAUGCAUUUUUGGGCUACAAACAUUUACAGAUACAUUUACCCUCAUGCUCUGUCAUCAUUCAGAGAUGAGUGUUAUGCAGGGAGAGUGAUGGGGGAUGUAUUGUGUUGAGAUGGUAUGGGAGGGAAAAGGACAGGACAGGAGGCAGUGGUAUAGGUGUACUGUAGGUGAAGAGAACCUGCUGGAGAGAGAGGAGGACUGAGUCAGAUGAGCCAUUUGCUGCUGCUGCCUCCCACUGAGACACUGAUCUGCUGUUUGAUGCAAGGAGGAAACAGGCUUGCUGCAUCCCCCAAAAUAGUGUUGUUUAUAUCAACAAAGUGCUUUCUAUCUCUGCUCUGGAAACUAAGUGACAGAGAUUCCUAUAUUGUCCAUAUUCUGUUGGCUGAGAUUGUUUGAGGAGCUGUAUAAGGCUGGUUUGUAUGAGUGAGAUUGUUCCAGCAGUUGAUUGAUGCUGGUUUUGUCUCCUCUCUCCACCAGGGACAUUGGCAAAGUGGUUGAAGCACUCUAUGGAGAAAACCCGCCUCCGAUCAUGAUGAUUGGACACAGCAUGGGUGGAGCUAUAGCAGUUCAUACCGCUGCAGCCAACCACGUGCCAUCGUUACUUGGCCUUUGUGUCAUUGAUGUCGUGGAAGGUGAUUAUAGUACUUGUGUUUUUUUGUCCCAUGAUCGAGACUUGUCAUUUGAUGAUCAAACAAGCAGCAGUUGGGGAGCUGACAAAAGAGAAAAUGAUUAAUUCAUUGUUUUAUAUGCUUCUAGUAAACUAUGUGUCACGGUCGUCUAAGAGCGAAGGAGACCAAGGCGCAGCGUGUGCAAGAAACAUGACUUUAUUAAUUAAAGUUUCGAACUACAAACAAAAGACGACUCAUGAAGUCCACGGUACAACCGACCGAACGGAACAAAACCCACAACCCCAAAGGAAAACAUACAGAUAAAUAUGGCUCCCAAUCAGAGAAACAGCCGACAGCUGACCCUCGUUACCUCCGAUUGGGAGUCACAUGACUACACAAGAACUAACCAAAACCACACACACCCAAAUGAACACACCCUAUUCCCAACCUAACCAAAACAACCCCACAAAACGAAUACACACCUGGCUCAAAUACAAGUCCCGGAGCCAGAGUGUGACAGUACCCCCCCCCCUAAAGGCGCGGACUGCGACCGCGCCUCAACUAGGGCUAACCAAGGGAGGGCUGGGUGGGCAUACCUCUUCGGCGGUGGUUCUGGCUCUGGUCGUGGUCCCCACCCCACCAUAGUCACUACCCGCUUCCGUAGCCUCCUCCAACUGACCACCCUCCAACUUAACCCCACCGGAUUAAGGGGCAGCACCGGACUAAGAGGCAGCACCGGACUAAGGGGCAGCACCGGACUAAGGGGCAGCACCCGGAUAAGGGGCAGCACCGGACUAAGGGGCAGCACCGGACUAAGGGGCAGCACCGGACUGAAUGGCGGAUCCUGGCUGGCUGGCUCUGGCGGAUCCUGGCUGGCUGGCGGACCCCGGCUGGACGGCUCUGCCGGAUCCUGGCUGGACGGCUCAUGGCUGGCUGACGGAUCUGGCUGCUCAUGGCUGGCUGACGGAUCUGGCUGCUCAUGGCUGGCUGACGGAUCUGGCUGCUCAUGGCUGGCUGACGGAUCUGGCUGCUCAUGGCAAGCUGACGGAUCUGGCUGCUCAUGGCUGGCUGACGAAUCUGGCUGCUCAUGGCAGGCUGACGGAUCUGGCUGCUCAUGGCUGGCGGAAGGCUCUGGCUGAUCCUGUCUGGCGGAAGGCUCUGGCUGAUCCUGUCUGGCGGAAGGCUCUGGCUGAUCCUGUCUGGCGGAAGGCUCUGGCUGAUCCUGUCUGGCGAAAGGCUCUGGCUGAUCCUGUCUGGCGGAAGGCUCUGGCUGAUCCUGUCUGGCGGAAGGCUCUGGCUGAUCCUGUCUGGCGGAAGGCUCUGGCUGAUCCUGUCUGGCGGAAGGCUCUAGCGGCUCCUGUCUGGCGGAAGGCUCUGGCUGAUCCUGUCUGGCGGAAGGCUCUGGCUGAUCCUGUCUGGCGGAAGGCUCUGGCUGAUCCUGUCUGGCUGAAGGCUCUAGCGGCUCCUGUCUGGCGGAAGGCUUUAGCGGCUCCGGUCUGGCGGACGGCUCUGAAGGCUCAUGGCAGACGGGCGGCUUUGCAGGCUCAGUACAGACGGGCAGUUCAUGCAGCGCUUGGCAGACGGACAGUCCAGACGGCGUUGGGCAGACAGGCAGUUCAGGCGCCGUUGGGCAGACGGGCAGUUCAAGCGCCGUUGGGCAGACGGGCAGUUCAGGCGCCGUUGGGCAGACGGGCAGUUCAGGCGCCGUUGGGCAGACGGCAGACUCUGGCCGGCCGAGACGCACUAUAGGCCUGGUGCGUGGUGCCGGAACUGGUGGUCCCGGGCUGAGGACACGCAUCUCAGGGCUAGUGCGGGGAGCAGCAACAGGACGCACAGGACUCUGGGGACACACAGGAGGCUUGGUGCGUGGUGUAGGCACUGGUGGUACUGGGCUGGAGCGGGGAGGUGGCGCCGGAAAUACCGGACCGUGCAGGCUUACUGGCUCCCUUGAGCACUGAGCCUGCCCAACCUUACCUGGUUGUAUGCUCCCCGUCGCCCGACCAGUACGGGAAGGAGGAAUAACCCGCACCGGGCUAUGUAGGCGAACCGGGGACACCAUGCGUAAGGCUGGUGCCAUGUAAGCCGGCCCGAGGAGACGCACUGGUGGCCUGAUGCGUUGGGCCGGCUUCAUGACAUCCGGCUCAACGCUCAAUCUAGCCCGGCCGAUACGUGGAGCUGGAAUGUACCGAACCGGGCUAUGCACGCGUACAGGAGACACCAUGCGCUCUACUGCGUAACACGGUGUCUGCCCGUACUCUCGCUCUCCACGGUAAGUACAGGGAGUAGGCGCAGGUCUCCUACCUGACUUCGCCACACUCCCUUUAAGGCCCCCCCCAAUAAAUUUUUGGCUAGUGCUCACGGGCUUCCAGCCUUGCCUCUGUGCUGCCUCCUCAUAUUGCCUCCUCUCGGCUUUAGCUGCCUCCAGCUCUUCACGAGGGCGGCGAUAUUCUCCCGGUUGUGCCCAAGGACCCCUUCCAUCCAGUAUCUCCUCCCAUGUCCAUGAAUCCUGUGUAGGUGGAUCCUUUGCCGCUUGACACGCCGCUUGGUCCUAGAUUGGUGGGUUUUUCUGUCACGGUCGUCUAAGAGCGAAGGAGACCAAGGCGCAGCGUGUGCAAGAAACAUGACUUAUUAAUUAAAGUUUCGAACUACAAACAAAAGACGACUCAUGAAGUCCACGGUACACCGACCGAAACGGAACAAAAACCCACAACACCCAAAGGAAAACAUACAGAUAAAUAUGGCUCCCAAUCAAGAUAACGAGCCGACAGCUGACACUCGUUACCAUCCGAUUGGGAGUCACAUGACUACACCAGAACUACCAAAACCACACACACCCAAAUGAACACACCCUAUUCCCAACCUAACCAAAACAAACCCCCACAAAACGAAUACACCCUGGCUCAAAUACAAGUCCCGGAGCCAGAGUGUGACACUAUGAUAUGACACAGCUACAGUGGGGAGAACAAGUAUUUGAUACACUGCCGAUUUUGCAGGUUUUCCUACUUAAAAAAAAAGCAGAAAAUCACAUUGUAUGAUUUUUAAGUAAUUAAUUUGCAUUUUAUUGAAUGACAUAAGUAUUUGAUACAUCAGAAAAGCAGAACUUAAUAUAUGGUACAGAAACCUUUGUUUGCAAUUUCAGAGAUCAUACGUUUCCUGUAGGUCUUGACCAGGUUUGCACACACUGCAGCAGGGAUUUUGACCCACUCCUCCAUACAGACCUUCUCUAGAUCCUUCAGGUUUCGGGGCUGUCGCUGGGCAAUACAGACUUUCAGCUCCCUCCAAAGAUUUUCUAUUGGGUUCAGGUCUGGAGACUGGCUAGGCCACUCCAGGACCUUGAGAUGCUUCUUACGGAGCCACUCCUUAGUUGCCCUGGCUGUGUGUUUUGGGUCGUUGUCAUGCUGGAAGACCCAGCCACGACCCAUCUUCAAUGCUCUUACUGAGGGAAAGAGGUUGUUGGCCAAGAUCUCGCGAUACAUGGCCCCAUCCAUCCUCCCCUCAAUACGGUGCAGUCGUCCUGUCCCCUUUGCAGAAAAGCAUCCCCAAAGAAUGAUGUUUCCACCUCCAUGCUUCACGGUUGGGAUGGUGUUCUUGGGGUUGUACUCAUCCUUCUUCUUCCUCCAAACACGGCGAGUGGAGUUUAGACCAAAAAGCUAUAUUUUUGUCUCAUCAGACCACAUGACCUUCUCCCAUUCCUCCUCUGGAUCAUCCAGAUGGUCAUUGGGAAACUUCAGACGGGCCUGGACAUGCGCUGGCUUGAGCAGGGGGACCUUGCGUGCGCUGCAGGAUUUUAAUCCAUGACGGCGUAGUGUGUUACUAAUGGUUUUCUUUGAGACUGUGGUCCCAGCUCCCUUCAGGUCAUUGACCAGGUCCUGCCGUGUAGUUCUGAGCUGAUCCCUCACCUUCCUCAUGAUCAUUGAUGCCCCACGAGGUGAGAUCUUGCAUGGAGCCCCAGACCGAGGGUGAUUGACCGUCAUCUUGAAUUUCUUCCAUUUUCUAAUAAUUGCGCCAACAGUUGUUGCCUUCUCAAGCUGCUUGCCUAUUGUCCUGUAGCCCAUCCCAGCCUUGUGCAGGUCUACAAUUUUAUCCCUGAUGUCCUUACACAGCUCUCUGGUCAAGGCCAUUGUGGAGAGGUUGGAGUCUGUUUGAUUGAGUGUGUGGACAGGUGUCUUUUAUACAGGUAACGAGUUCAAACAGGUGCAGUUAAUACAGGUAAUGAGUGGAGAACAGGAAGGCUUCUUAAAGAAAAACUAACAGGUCUGUGAGAGCCUGAAUUCUUACUGGUUGGUAUGUGAUCAAAUACUUAUGUCAUGCAAUAAAAUGCUAAUUAAUUACUUAAAAAUCAUACAACUUCACAGUUGAAGUGUACCUAUGAUAAAAAUUACAGACCUCUACAUGCUUUGUAAGUAGGAAAACCUGCAAAAUCGGCAAUGUAUCAAAUACUUGUUCUCCCCACUGUAGGUGUAUUCAUCAAUUUUUUGAUUGAGUGAUUAGUUCAUCAUUUUUCUGUUAUUGUGUUUAUUCAGGCACAGCAAUGGAUGCCUUGAACAGUAUGCAGAAUUUCCUCAGGAGUCGACCAAAGACCUUUAAGUCUGUGGAGAAUGCCAUUGAGUGGAGGUGAGAUGCUGUCCAUACACGCAAAAGUGUACAAAUACUAAUCAAAUACUUUACUAAUAGAGCAAAAUCCAAGUCAUGUGUUCUUUGUUCUUGUCCGUCCCCCAUCAGUGUGAAGAGUGGACAGAUUCGAAACGUUGAGUCAGCCCGGGUGUCCAUGGGAGGCCAGGUGAAAAAGUAAGUCUGGACUUAAAUGAAUCAACUUUAAGACGUGACUGUUCAGGACCUGUAACUAAACACAAGUCUUUACCUCCUCCAUAGAUGUGAGGAACCCCUCAACAGUCCAGUUGUCUCCAAGAGCAUCGGCGAAGUCAUCAUUGAAGAGGAGGAGGAAGAAGAGGAAGGAGAAUCCAACCACAAAAGGAAGAAGGAGGACGACCAAGAGGUCAGGGCUGGGCUGAUUAGGGGGAAAUGUUGUUGAUUUAAAAAAAGAUAUGUUUUAUACCUACAGUGUAUUCAGACCCCUUUACUUUUUCCACAUUUUGUUACGUUGCAGCCUGAUUCUGAAAUGGAUUUAAAUGUUUUUUUUCCCCUCAUCAAUCUACACACAAUACCCCAUAAUGACAAAGCAAAAACAGGUUUUUAGAAUUUUCUGCACGUGUAUUAAAGAUAAAAACUGGAAAUAUUAAAUGUACAUAAGUAUUCAGACCCUUUACUCAGUACCUUGUGUAAGCACCAUUGGCAGCUAUUACAGCCUAGAGUCUUCUUGGGAAUGACGCUACAAGCUUGGCACACUUGUAUUGGGGAGUUUCUCCCAUUCCUAUUUGCAGAUCCUCUCAAGCUCUGUCAGGUUGGAAGGGGAGCGUCGCAGCACAGCUACUUUCAGGUCUCUCCAGAGAUGUUAGAUCAGGUUCAAGUCCGGGCUCUGGCUGGGCCACUCAAGGACAUUCAGAGACUUGUUCUGAAGCCACUCCUGCAUUGUAUUGGCUGUGUGCUUAGGGUCACUGUCCUGUUGAAGGUGAACCUUCCCCCUAGUCUGAGGUCCUGAGCGCUCUGGAGCAGGUUUUCAUCAAGGAUCUCUGUACUUUGCUCCGUUCAUCUUUCCCUCGAUCCUGACUAGUCUCCCAGUCCCUGCUGCUGAAAAACAUCCCCACAGCAUGAUGCUGCCACCACCAUGCUUAACCGUAGGGAUGGUGCCUGGUUUCCUCCAGACGUGACUUUUGGCAUUCAGGCCAAAGAGUUCAAUCUUGGUUUCAACAGACCAGAGAAUCUUGUUUCUCAUGGUCUGAGAUUCUUUAGGUGCCUUUUGGCAAACUCCAAGCGGGCUGUCAUGUGCCUUUUACUGAGGAGUGGCUUCUGUCUGGCCACUCUACCAUAAAGGCCUGAUUGGUGGAGUGCUGCAGAGAUGGUUGUCCUUCUGGAAGGUUCUCCCAUCUCCACAGAGGAACUCUGGAGCUCUGUCAGAGUGACCAUCGGGUUCUUGGUCACCUCCCUGACCAAGGCCCUUCUCCCCUGGUUGCUCAGUUUGGCCGGGCGGCCAGCUCUAGGAAGAGUCUUGGUGGUUCCAAACUUCUUCCAUUUAAGAAUGAUGGAAGCCACUUGUGUUCUUGCUGCAGACAUUUUUUUGGUACUCCUCCCCAGAUCUGUGCCUCGACACAAUCAAAGAAGUGUAGUCAUUAUGGGUUAUUGUGUGUAGAUUGAGGGGGAAAAUAAUCAUUUUAGAAUAAGGCUGUAACGCAACAAAAUGUGGAAAAAGGGAAAGGGGUCUGAAUACUUUCCUAAUGCACUGUAUGUAUUCAGGUGUGUUUGUAUGCAUGAGUCUUCUUAGGCAUUAGUGAUUGGGUCGUUCCACAAAUUCGGUGCCUGAUUGAGAAGUGUAACUUGGUCAAAAAUACUUUGAAUUUCACCACAUUUUUACAUUGUCAUAACAAGCACAUGUUCAACUUCAUAAAACAAAUGUUUUCCCCAUCUCCAGAGGUUGAAUUAAAAAAAUAUAGUAAGUGCCAAAUAAAGUAACAGGGUUGAUGAUUUUUUCUUAAAUCAGACAUGAAUCUCCUUGUGACAGGGGGAAUGAAAGCUCAACAGGGAGUGGCAAUUCAAUGCUAGCUUCACAAGAAAAUUAUAUUGUUCAAACAUUUCUAGCCUGUCUAUCUAUGGGUAACAGGGUUGACGUGUUAUGCUCGAUCCGCUCAGUUUCCCACCACAAAACACCAGAAAAUGGCCUUAUUAAAACGAGAGUUCAGUUCAUGUAACAGGGUUGACCUUAAAAUGAGGGACAGCCGUAAAUUAAUAACUAAUCACAUGAAAUAAAUAAUACUCUUCAGAAAUGACUUCAAAGCACAAAAUAACAAGGGCUUUUCAAUUAUGGUUAAAAUCUUCCUAGAAGUGAUACAGGGUUGAUGGAGAGACGUGAAAAUGCUGAAUUUUGGCACCUUAGCAAGCCUUUAUUUAUACUGAACAAACAUUUUAACGCAACAUGUAAAGUGUUGGUCCCAUGUUUCAUGAGUUGAAAUAAAAGGUCCCAGAACAUUUCCAUACGCACAAAAAGGUUAUUUGCUCAUAUUUGGUUUACAUCCCUGUUAGUGAGCAUUUCUCCUUUGCCAAGAUAAUCCAUCCACCUGACAGGUGUGGCAUAUCAAGAAGCUGAUUUUAAACGGCAUGGUCAUUACACAGAUGCACCUUGUGCUGGAGACAAUAAAAAGCCACUCUGAAAUGUGCAGUUUUGUCACAACACAAUGCCACAGAUGUCUCAAGUUGAGGGUGCGUGCAAUUGGCAUGCUGUCUGCAUAAAUGUCCACCAGAGCUGUUGCCAGAGAUUUGAAUGUUCAUUUCUCUACCAUAAGCUGCCUCCAACGUCAUUUUAGAGAAUUUGGCAGUGCGUCCAACCGGCCUCACAACCGCAGACCACGUGUAACCACGCCAGCCCAGGACCUCCACAUCUGGCUUCUUCACCUGCGGGAUUGUUUUAGACCAGCCACCCGGACAGCUGAUGAAACUGAGGAGUAUUUCUGUCUGUAAAAAAGCCCUUUUGUGGGGAAAAACACAUUCUGAUUCGAUGGGCCUGGCUCCCCAGUGGGUGGGCUUGGCUCCCAAGUGGGAGGGCCUAUGCUUAUUUCCUUAUAUGAACUGUAACUCAGUAAAAUCAUUGUAAUUGUUGCAUUUUGCGUUUACAUUUUUGUUCAGUAUAUAUUAAAAAUCUGAUGUAUUGAAUUCUCCAUGUGGUCUAUAUUAAAGGGCACUUCAUUUAAUGUAUCAGGCUUUUAAAAUUAUAUAUUGGUGCACAAUUUCUACAUAAAAUAUCUUAAAAGGCAACAAAAAAAUCUUGGAACAACCCAGUUGGUGUAUACAUCUGGGUGCAUAUGUCAUCUUGGGGGAGUGUGUAUUUAAUUUCCCACCUUUACACAGUCUGUUGUAGUGUGUACAUGAAGAGUAAACUGUCUCUUGGUCUUCUUCAGGUGAAGAAGGAGAGCCUCUAUACCUGGCAGAUUGAUCUGUCAAAGACAGAGAAGUACUGGGAGGGCUGGUUCAGUGGACUGUCUGCCCUCUUCCUGUCCUGCCCUGUGCCAAAACUGCUCCUACUCGCUGGUGAGUCCCUCGGUUUAGUCCGUUUUAAUCCACAUUACUUUAAAUUAUGUUUUCAAUAUAAUACAAUUACAUUUUUGUCUUUGACAUUGGAUUAGAGCACACAUUGUUGGGUAUAACAUUUCCCUAUUUACAGGUGUGGACAGGCUUGAUAAAGAUCUCACAAUUGGACAGAUGCAAGGUGAGGACGGCCUUAUAGAUUAAUGUGUGUUAGGUUGGUUGUUGUUUACAAUUUUGGCUCCGAUGGUGACCGUGAACCCACUGUAGAUCUUCCCCCACCCAUUCCCUGUUGCACAUAAAGAUUGGUGUUCUGUUUGUGUUCAGGGAAGUUCCAGAUGCAGGUGCUCCCUCAGUGUGGCCAUGCUGUCCAUGAGGACGCCCCUGAAAAAGUGAGUGGGUUUUAACCUUCUGGGUAUGAUUCUGAACAACUGCUUGGUGCAUGUGCAGGCAGGUCACUAGAAAAAAUACGUAGAUUUUGGAUGUUUGAAAAGAGAAUGUCGAUAUAUGCUGUCAUCGGCGCUCAUCAAAAAAAAUAAAAAAAACUAUGGCACAGCUCUGGGCUCGAACACACAACACUCAGAUCCAGAGCGUGCUGCUUAGACCACUGCUGCCGGAAGUUCACAAUUGUCUUGCAAGCAGGGAGAGUACUUAGUGAUACUAAAUGAAACAGCUCAUUAAAAAAAUAUUGUUUUAUGCUUUCCAAAAACCAUAGCCCUAACCUUAACCACUCGGAAUUAAUACCUAAACUUAACCCUUUGAGUUGUUUCUGUUUUAACCCUGUAACCAUGCGGAAUGAACCCUGUAACCACACAGAAUUAAUGGGUAAAACAUUUACGUUCAUCCAAUUAUAUAAAAUCCCGAAGUGAAACGAUGAGAUCAAGUUGGCAUGUGUUUUUGUUUCCCAUUUUGUUUGCGAUAGUAGAGGUUCAGGCCAGUAUGCAUGUAAUAUUGCACACAAAAUACAAUUCUCAAUGUCUGGGAAGUGAAGUCUGGGAACAAACCCACAUUGCUCUUGUUUCCCCAGGUAGCAGACGCUCUGGCCUCGUUCAUGGUCCGUCACAAGUUCACUGAAUUCAAGGAGGGUUUCCUGUGGUAAGACUCAUUUAACUCGAAUAGAAACAUAUCACACAUUUGUUUACAACAUUGUUUAUUACUUUUAAGUCUGCUUGUCCAAUAAUCAUUGUACAAUCGCAUUGUUAAGACCUGCAUAAGCAUGUAUCGCUUAUCUGCACUGUUAAAACCACAUGAUUUGUGGCCUGGGUGGUCUAGCAGUUAGGACCGCUGGCUACAGCACACAUGCUUUCCAGGGUCGGCGGGGGUUCAAAUCCAUCCCACUGCCUUUGUGACUCACUCUGUCUAUCUUCCCUCUGUCUCUCCUCGGUCCAAUAAAAUACAAAACCCUCCCUCCCAA
This is a messenger RNA of Coregonus sp. 'balchen', 19276 nucleotides long. NCBI's taxonomy places the organism in Eukaryota, Metazoa, Chordata, Actinopteri, Salmoniformes, Salmonidae. The record is from the annotation of a GenBank genome assembly.